Cololabis saira (Pacific saury) is the source of this 6077-nucleotide messenger RNA. RefSeq names its product NLR family CARD domain-containing protein 3-like. The coding region runs from base 88 to 2964 and encodes 958 amino acids. The record is from RefSeq and is a predicted model, not a curated record. Gene Ontology annotation, molecular function: protein binding. The transcript has 9 exons. Lineage: Eukaryota; Metazoa; Chordata; Actinopteri; Beloniformes; Belonidae.
CAGAUUUCAGAGUCCAUGUCGACGUUAACGAAGCAGCAGAGGAGACCAGAUUCAAAGAUGGUCGGUGUUUCUGGUUCAUGUCUCUGAAUGACUGAAGUCCAGAAGAUGGAUGAUUGUGUGGAGGAAGAGGAGGAGAGACCAGAGUCUCCAGGACCCAGCUGUCUGUCUAUGAAGAGUGACUGGUCCAAAGAUCAGAAUCCAUACUUCAGUAAAGAACCUGGACCCUCAGACACAGAAGGGAGGAAGAGGAAAGGAGUUUGUGUGGGGGAGCAGCCGUCCUGCUGUCCUUUGUGUCAGGACGUCCUGAAGGAUCCAGUCUCUACCAGCUGUGGACAUUGGUUCUGCAGACGCUGCAUGAGCUCAGACUGGGACCAGUCUGCUCCACCAGGACCGUCCUCCUGUCCCCAGUGUGGAAAAAGAUCCAGAACCAGAGCUGGACUGCAGACAGCCAGUCAGAGCAGAACUGUACAAGAUGCUGGUCUGCAGGAGGUCCGGGAUGAACACAAGACCAGUCUGAGGAGGAGAUGUGAACAUGUGACUGAAGGAAUUGAUGAAACAGGAAGUAGAACCCCCCUCAACAGGAUCUACACGGAGCUCUUCAUCACAGAGGGACUGAGUGAAGAGGUUGAUACCCAACAUGAGGUGAGGCAGCUGGAGACAGCUUCCAGGAUGAAGAGCCUCCAUGACACUCCAAUCAGGUGCCAGGACAUAUUUAAAGCCUUACCUGACCAACAUGGAGCCAUCAGAGUGGUACUGAUGUACGGUGUCGCUGGCGUUGGGAAAACCGUCAAGGUUCAGAAGUUCUCUCUGGACUGGGCCGAGGGCUCGGAGAACCAAGACGUCACCGUGGUGAUUCUGCUCUCGUUCAGGGAGCUGAACCUGAUCAGAGAUGAGCAGCUCAGUCUUCUCAGGCUGAUCCAGGAUUUCCAUCCAUCAUUACAGAACUUCACAGCAGAGCAGCUGGCUGCCUGGAAACCGUUGUUCAUCUUUGACGGCCUGGAUGAAAGCAGACGUUCCCUGGACUUCAACAACGGUCCGGUCGUGUCUGACGUCACACAGAGCUCAUCGGUCAACGUGCUGUUGACCAACCUCAUCCAGGGGAACCUGCUUCCCUCAGCUCUCAUCUGGAUCACUUCCAGACCUGCAGCAGCCAAUCAGAUCCCUCAGAAAUACGUUGACAGGGUGACAGAAGUACGAGGCUUCACCGACGCCAAGAAGGAUGAGUAUUUCAGGAGGAGGUUCAGUGAUGAAGAGUGGUCCAGCAGCAUCAUCUCCCACAUGAAGACAUCCAAAACCCUCCACAUCAUGUGUAAACUCCCGAUCUUUUGCUGGAUCACUGCUACAGUUCUGGACCACAUGUUGACCACAGAGCAGAGAGGAGAGCUGCCCAAGACCCUGACUGACAUGUUCUCACACUUCCUGGUGGUCCAGACGAAGAGGAAGAAGAACAAGUACCAGGAGGGACAUGAGACGAGUCCACAGGAGCUGACGGAGGCCGACAGGGACCUUCUCCUGAAGCUGGGGAAGUUGGCGUUUGAACAUCUGGAGAAAGGAAACAUCAUGUUCUACCAAGAAGACCUGGAGCAGUGUGGUCUUGAUGUCCCAGAGGCCUCGGUGUACUCAGGAGUUUGUACCCAGAUCUUCAGGAGAGAGUGUGAGAUCUUCCAGAAACCCGUUUACUGCUUUGUUCAUCUGAGCAUCCAGGAGUUCCUGGCUGCAGUCUACUUGCUCCACUGUUACUCCACCAGAAACACAGAUGUGCUGGAGAACUUCCUGGGAGAAAACAGAUUCUCAUCUCUGGAUGAAUUCCUGGAGAGAGUCAUGUGGAAAUCUAUGGACAGUAGAAAUGGCCACCUGGACCUGUUUGUCCGCUUCCUUCAUGGUCUUUCUGUUGAGUCCAACCAGAGACUGUUAAGAGGUCUGCUGAACCAGACGGAGAACCGUCCAGAAACCAUCCAGAGAGUCAUCAACAACCUGAAGGAGAUGAACACUAUUAGAAUCUCUCCUGACAGAAGCAUCAACAUCUUCCAGUGUCUGAUGGAGAUGAACGACCUCUCAGUUCAUCAGGAGAUCCAAGAGUUCCUGAAGUCAGAGAACAGAUCAGAGGAGGAACUCUCUGAGAUCCAGUGUUCCGCUCUGGCCUACAUGCUGCUGAUGUCAGAGGAGGUUGUGGAUGAGUUGGACCUGGACAAGUACAACACAACAUGGAUGGGUCGACAGAGACUGAUUCCAGCCGUGAGGAACUGCAGAAAGGCUCGAUUUGUUGAUUGUCGGCUCUCAAAGACUCACUGUGAAGUUGUUGCAUCCGCUCUGAAGUCCAACCCCUCCCUUCUGACAGAACUGGACCUGAGUCUGAACCACCUGCUGGAUUCAGGAGUGGAGCUUCUGUCUGGUGGACUGGAGAGUCCAAACUGUAGACUGGAGACUCUGAGGUUGAAGUUGUGCAGGUUGUCAGAGAAAAGCUGUUCUUCUCUGAUCUCAUCUCUGAAGUCCAACCCCUGCCAUCUGAAACAUCUGGACCUGAGUAAGAACGACCUGCAGGAUUCAGGAGUGAAACAUCUCUGUGGAUUUCUGAAGAAUCCAAACUGCAGACUGGAGACUCUGAGAUUGAAGAGCUGCAGUUUGUCAGAGAUCAGCUGUUCUUGUCUGGUCUCAGCUCUGAAGUCCAACCCCUCCCAUCUGAAACAUCUGGACCUGAGUUACAAUGAGAAGCUGCAGGAUUCAGUAGUGAAACAUCUGUGUGGUUUCCUGGGGAGUCCAGACUGCAGACUGGAGACUCUGAGGUUGGAGGACUGCAGUUUGUCAGAGAUCAGCUGUUCUUCUCUGGUCUCAGCUCUGAAGUCCAACCCUUCCCAUCUGAAACAUCUGGACCUGAGUAAGAACCAGCUGCAGGCUGCAGAUGUGGAGCAGCUGUCUGAUCUGGUGCAGAGUCCAAACUACCAGCUGCAGACUCUCAGAAAAUGAACCAAACAGACGACGGUGGACCAGGUGGACUCUUCUCAGAGGAGACGUCCUCCUCUAAUCUCUCAACACCAGCAAAGGUUGGUGAAGCUUGUGGCUCCACCAACCUCCACCUCUCCCUCAUCAAACACCCUGGUCUGCUCCCACCGCACCUUCCUGCUCUCAGACAAACAUUUCUUCUGUCCCUGGUCCUAAAUCAAGAGACACAACAGCAUGAAGAAGAAGACUCCAACCUGGGAGAAGGAUGUGAGCCUUUUAUCAGAAUGAAGCCGAUCACAGCGAGCAACGCUCCGCCUUCCUCUGGUCCUCUAAAACUCUCCACCACAGGUUCCUGUGAGAGGAAGGAAAAGUCCUGCAGCAGGUCCCGUUCAAGCAGCUUUCCCUCGCCGACUCAUGAACCUUCUGCAGAAAGCAGAAACCUAAAGCUGGGCAUACACUGUGCGAUAUUUUAAAUCGUUUGAUUCAGCCCCAUCUCACACUGCACGACUAGAUUGCUGAGUUCAAAAGUUCACAGCCGCCGAUUUAUGGUCUCACACUCUACGACCCGAUGCUCGGAUGCUCCGUCUGCUCACACGAUCAUAAUCCCGUCGGACUUCUGUGUACCGGAACUGCAAACGUGCGUCCUGCCCACCCAAUCAAAGGCUAUGGGGAUCCUUUAUUUUUUUAUAAUUUUAUUUUUUUAUAUAUAUAUAAAAAAUCCCAAAAUAUCUGUACCGUUUCUGAUUGUGUGGGCACUGCGCAUCAUUUUUAGACACAACAAUGAACGCAUACCGCAAAAGUUGUGUCUCGGCGGAGGAACCUGACGUCCCAGCAAAAUGAGCACAACAGAGAAGAGAAGUAUUCUGCGGGCUCUACUAUUAUUUUAAUAUGUUGUGUACGGCGACCUUGAGUGCCUACAAAGGCGCCUUAGAAAUAAAAUGUAUUUUUAUUGUUAUUAUUAUUAAGUGUUCAGAACAGCGCACACUAAAGGCUGAUUUAUGGUUCCGCGUUACACCAACGCAGAGCCUACGGUGCAGGGUACGCGGCGACGUGCACCGUACGUGGAAAUGCAGCCUUUUUUUUGCUAUUAAAACAUGAUUUGUAAUGUGAAUUUGCAACACUUAAACUAAAAAUAAUAGUUUUUGACGUGACAUCAGAGAUUGCGCAUGCUCUCUGCGAAAGGAUGAGGCAAAUCGGGUCGUAGCUGCUUCUACUGUGAUUUUUUCACGAGGAGCGACCAGGAUUUCAAACACGCUUGAUUUUCUUGCGAGCUCACGAUUUGUGAUCGGGAGCUCGUCGUGAGGUGUUAAUCUCUCGUCGUGAGGUGUUACUCUCUCGUCGGGAGGUGUUACUCUCUCGUCGGGAGGUGUUAAUCUCUCGUCGUGAGGUGUUAAUCUCUCGUCGUGAGGUGUUACUCUCUCGUCGUGAGGUGUUAACCUCUCGUCGUGAGGUGUUAACCUCUCGUCGUGAGGUGUUAAUCUCUCGUUGUGAGGUGUUAAUCUCUCGUCGUGAGGUGUUAAUCUCUCGUCGUGAGGUGUUACUCUCUCAUCGUGAGGUGUUAAUCUCUCAUCGUGAGGUGUUAAUCUCUCGUCGUGAGGUGUUAACCUCUCGUCGUUACCCCACGUUUACUGCACGAGGCACAAGCAACGAUUGGGUCGGAAUCCGUCCGGAUCCAAAAAAUAGUCGCACUACUGGAAAAUCUCAAGACACAAGUCGAACUGCAGCAAUUUCACAAUCAACCACAUGGUCUGAACACACAGGUGCGAGUGAUGGAUGAUGAUUCCUAAAGGAGUGAUUUGACACAGACUGUGUUGGUCACUCAAUAGUGACCCAUGCAUUAGUCCUACAAUCAUUGCAGGUAAACAGAAUAGAAAAAAAAGAUGAGAAAUCAUAUGAAGGAAAAUACAAAAAAUGUAUUGAUUUAUGCACUUUUAUUGAGGAACACAUUUUUUUGAAGUGUCUUUGCUCCAAGGCGAUUUCUCCUCUUAGACACCAGUUCCCUGCCUUAGAAAAAGGUCUUUCACAGGGUACAGAUGAAAAUGGUGAGCAAAAAAAUUUAAGUGUGAGUUGAUAAAGGUGUGGAUAUGUUUACUGGUUAUUUUUCCAAUGUUAUAACGGGUCUUUGAACGAUCCAUGAAGUCAGUGGAACAAGGUGAGGGAAAGCAAACAUCCAACAAACCCCCAACAUGUCGAUACAGUUUGUUUCCUCAUAAACAUAAUUUGGUGCGUUACAUCCGAACGAUACUUCCUGUAUCGCUCACAGGAUUCUUUUUCUUAAAGCGAUACAGGCACCAAUACGGAAUUACCCCGACCUUUUGCCCGUCCACGACAAUCCUCCUGUCCAUCCUCCAUAAUAAAAAUAAUACAUCAUUAAUUAAUUAAAAUGGGAAUUAAAUAUAUCAUUAAUUAAUUAAAUGUUUCAUUAAUUAAUUAAAUGCUGAAAUAAUAAAUAUAUUUUUUUACUUAAAAUGAAUUGUAUUUUAAUUAAUUAAUGACAUAUUUAAUUCUAAUUUGAAUUAAUUAAUGACACAUUUAAUUAAUUCAUGAUAUAUUUCAUUCCCAUUUUAAUUAAUUAAUUAAUUAAUUAUGUAUUUAUUUAUUUAAUUUUGGCACAAAAAAUCUUCCAUACAUUAGGACAAUGUUAGUUUAAUAGCUUUAUUUAGUUACACGUUUCAUAUUGGGUUGAUUAUACUUACCAUGUUUCCAUCUCCUUUCUCUGAAACACCAUUCAGGUUCAGUGUUUGGGAAGGUCGGCCUUUUUUAACAUCAGUGACAUCAGUGAUUGAAUUAUUGGGAUACCAAGCAGGAUGAUUUUUUGUUUUUCAGGAGUUACUUUUGUUUGUCCGUUUGAUUUUUCUUUGGAGACAAGAGAAUUUCUGCACUUUAUGUAACUAAAAUGCAUAUGAAGUUGUAAAUUAAUUUGAGCACAUAUAUUUAAUUAGUUUGGUUAGAGUGUUUGUGUAAUGUGACCCGUUUAGGGAAUGGUUUAGUCUGAGUUUAAUUGAUGAGUGACUUCUGUGUGUAUACUUUAAGUGAGAGGGUUUGGGUUUAGAAAGAGAAGAUGAUGUGAUUGAAAAUGGUGCUGUAUUGUCGGUUCCUGGAUUGAGAAAAUGAAGAAAUAAACUUGAGGAAUCGUC